This is a messenger RNA of Drosophila navojoa, 2158 nucleotides long. RefSeq names its product partner of numb (gene pon). The record is from RefSeq and is a predicted model, not a curated record. NCBI's taxonomy places the organism in Eukaryota, Metazoa, Arthropoda, Insecta, Diptera, Drosophilidae.
AAAUGGCGCGCAUUGUUUGAGGCGUACAAUUGGCUUUGUGUACAUUUGUUAUUUUGCUCAUUGCAGAACUUUGUGAAACAGUUUUAAACAUUUCGGUUGGCUAUAAAAAAUAAUUUUAUUUUAAAAUGUUGGAAACCAAGAGCAUCGCUGCCUUGGCCUUCAAUGAGACGCCACGCAAACGCAAACGUGAAACCAAUUGCGCAGCCGCAACCCUUAAAUCCGAAGUAGCAGCUGCAGCUGCAGCUGCUGCACCUGGUGCUACAGGAAAUGCGUCGUCAUGCUUCACCAACGCCGCCUUCAGCUCGACGCCGAAGAAAUUGAUUGGCCGUCGUCGUUUGGUCAAAGAGAAUGAGCAACCAAAUCCCUUUGCUGCGCAUCCGGGACUAGAAAUUAAAUCGAUUGCGGAUUUGGCUGCAGUGCAGCAACAGCAAAAGGAGCAGCAGGGACAGCUCUCACUAAAUCCCUUUGAGGUAGUGCGUCAGCCUUCAAAGAAAAAGAAACGCGCCCACGCAUGCUUCGAGAAUCCGGCUUUGAAUCUUGAGUUGCCGGAGCGUCAAUUUAAUCCAUAUGAGGUCGUCCGUGCAACUGCCACGCCCACCAAGGGCUUCGUAAACGAGGCCUUGAAUUUACGAGGCAACGAUGCACCCGCCUCGCUGAAUCCUUUUGAGAUUCAUCGUCGCAGCGACAUCUCCAACGCCGCUGCAAAUCCAACGGGCGUAGAGAAUCCGGCCUUGACCGAGGAGCCAUUGCCCACCAGCUUGAAGAUAGGUUUGCCAUUUACACCGCGGCUCAAUUGUCGCAUCGAUUUCCAUGGUCUAUCGCUAGCUCAGCUCACGCCCAGCAAGCUGCUCGCCGAUAAACUGGUCUUCUCGCCAGUUCCCAAGCAAUUGGAAGCGCCAGCUAAACGUUCGCUGGGCGCCAUCAGCGAGGAGAGCAGCAGCAUGGACAUUGGCAAGGAACUGGACCGCUACCAACUGGAGCUGGAGAAUAGCAUCAAUGAGGCGAAGUUGCGCAAGAAUGGAUUGUUGCUGGAGACGGAGCAGACAGACCUGGAACUGGUUUCCAGUGUCGAACAGGGCAGCGAGGAGCGACGCUACGUGUGCACCACACGCAGGCAGACCUUGACUGAGAUAUUGGAGGCCAAUGAGGAGGAGCGGGAGACGGAGCAGCAGUCCAAGGAGAAGUCGCUCGAGUUGCCUCAGCUGGCAGGUGAAGAUGUGACGUAUGCUUCUGAGGAUUCAGAGGAAGAGCAAGAGCCGGAGGCAGCUGCUGUCGCCGAUUUUAAGCCUCCUCCACGUUUCGUGCGCUCUUAUCGGCCAGGUGGGGCAGCUGCAGCCAUAGCUGGCAGCAAGGAGUCGCUGCACUCCAUAACAUCCGCCAGAUCCACCAAAUCCUUGGAGCUGGACAUUCAAAGCAAUAUACGCAAAUCCAUCAGGAAACCCAAACAGCAGGCAGAGCUGCUGGAACAGGAGUCAGAAAAGCAGAAACAACUCGAGGGCGAUGAUGUGGCCUAUGCUUCCGAAUCGGAGCCCGAGGAAGAGGAACAGGAUGAGCUUAACUUCAAGGCUCCCACACGCUUUGUACGCUCCUAUCGUCCAGCCGCCACGCCGGCAGUUGCGGCUGUAAAUGUGGCAGGCAGCAAGGAGUCCUUGCACUCCAUUGCAUCCAGCAAAUCGGCCAAGUCCGAGGAGCUGCAUGGUGCGCACGGCGUGCGCCAUAUGAUAAGGAAGUCCAUUAGAAAGCUUAUGCCCAAGCCGCAGGCGGAGCACAAGCCAUCGGAGCAGGAACCGGAUUCAUCGGAGAAACCCCAUCACAACAUCUUAACUAGCAUACGCCACAGUCUGCGCCGGCGGCCACAGAAGCCGCAGCCGGAGGCGCCAAAUUGCGGCCCAUUGGACGUCUCUAUUGUGGACAGCAGCGAGCGCACCAUGAAGCUACGUUCCACAAUUCCCCAAACCGAAUACAUGACCAUCGAUCAGCUAACGAACGAGAAGAAGCACACCCUGCGCAACAGUAUCAGGCGCUCUACACGGGAUGUGCUGCGACAUGUGUUCCACAAGAGUCACGAUGCCUACGCGACGGCCAAGUGAGAGAGAGAGCGAGCGAGCGAGCGAGCGAGCGAGUGGGGAGGGAGCGUUAGACAUUGAGAGAUAGAUUC